Messenger RNA from Meriones unguiculatus (Mongolian gerbil), 4514 nucleotides. RefSeq names its product diacylglycerol kinase theta (gene Dgkq). NCBI's taxonomy places the organism in Eukaryota, Metazoa, Chordata, Mammalia, Rodentia, Muridae. The coding region runs from base 114 to 2924 and encodes 936 amino acids. Gene Ontology annotation, molecular function: ATP-dependent diacylglycerol kinase activity. Gene Ontology annotation, biological process: diacylglycerol metabolic process; intracellular signal transduction; lipid phosphorylation. The record is from RefSeq and is a predicted model, not a curated record. The transcript is spliced from 23 exons.
CGAUAGGUAGCGCAGUCGGAAGCCGGGAGCGGGCGCUGCCGAGGGCCCUCUUCUCUCCUACACCGCGGACCUGGCUUUAGCGCACAGCUGGAGCUGGGGUGUCUGGGUCGUGGAUGGCGGCGGCAGCCGAGCCCGGGGCCCGGACCUGGCCGGGCAGUGGUUCUCCACGUCUCGGAAGCCCGGCCGGCAGCCCUGUGCUGGGCAUCUCGGGCCGCGCACGCCCCGGGUCAGGGCCGGAGCGGACCGGGAGAGCUAUUGGCCCCGCAGCUCCUGGUCACAGCUUUCGCAAGGUGACACUCACCAAGCCUACCUUCUGCCAUCUCUGCUCGGACUUCAUCUGGGGGCUGGCUGGCUUCCUGUGCGAUGUCUGCAACUUCAUGUCCCAUGAGAAGUGCCUGAAGCAGGUGAAGACGCCGUGCACAAGCAUUGCACCAAGCCUAGUACGGGUCCCUGUGGCUCACUGUUUUGGCUCCCUUGGGCUCUACAAGCGCAAGUUCUGUGUGGUCUGUCGCAAGAGCCUGGAGGUCCCUGCGCUCCGCUGUGAAGUGUGUGAGCUGCACGUUCACCCCGACUGUGUGCCCUUCGCCUGCAGCGACUGCCGUCAGUGCCACCAGGACGGACAGCAGGAUUAUGACACGUACCACCACCACUGGCGGGAGGGGAAUCUGCCUUCUGGUGCACGCUGUGAGGUCUGUAGGAAGACUUGCGGUUCCUCGGAUGUGCUGGCUGGCGUACGCUGCGAGUGGUGUGGUGUGCAGGCCCACUCAGUGUGCUCCACAACACUCACACCUGAGUGUACGUUUGGGCGUCUGCGGUCCAUGGUACUGCCUCCUUCAUGUGUGCGCCUGUUGUCCCGAAACUUCAACAAGAUGCACUGCUUCCGCAUCCCUGAGACCAUGGCCCAGGAGCUCGGCGAUGGGGAUGACGGCCUAGAUGGAAGUGCUGCCACAGGCACAGGCCGAGAGGUGCUGACAGCUACAGAAUCCACCAAACAGACCCUGAAGAUCUUCGAUGGCAAUGACUCUGUGAGGAAAAAUCAGUUUCGUCUGGUUACAGUUUCCCGCCUGGCUCAGAAUGAGGAGGUGAUGGAGGCAGCACUUCGGGCCUACUACAUCAAUGAGGACCCUCAGGACUUCCAGCUGCAGGCACUACCCCUAACCUCACUGUCUGGUAAUACCCAGGCCCUGGGGAAGGCUGGGACCACUGAGGAGGAGGCUGGCAAAGGCUCUGGGCCCCGGGAUUUCGCGUCUGAGGCCUGGGUCAUCAGGUCUCUGCCUCGUGCCGAGGAGAUCCUGAAGAUCUACCCUGGCUGGCUCAAGGUGGGUGUGGCCUACGUGUCCAUCCGUGUGAACUCCCAGAGUACCGCCCAGUCUGUGGUUCAAGAGGUUCUUCCACUGUUUGGACGACAGGUUGAGGAUCAGGAGAGAUUCCAACUGAUUGAGGUGCUCAUGAGCAGCAGACAAGUCCAACGGACAGUGCUGGUGGAUGAGGAACUUCUGCUAGACCGACUUUGGGACAUCCGACAGACAUCUGUGCGUCAGGUGAGCCAGACGCGGUUCUACGUGACCGAGAGCAGGGCCACGGUCCCACACGUCUCCAUGUUCGUGGGUGGCCUGCCACCUGGCCUGUCCCCCCAGGAUUACAGCAACCUGCUGCAUGAGGCCAUGGCCACCAAAGCUGCUGUGGUGUCUGUGAGUCACAUCUACUCCUUGCAAGGUGCAGUAAUUCUGGAUGUCACCUGCUUCGCGGAAGCUGAGCGGUUAUACAUGCUGGCCAGGGACACAACAGUGCAUGGCCGGCCACUGACUGCACUCGUGCUUCCAGAUGUGCUGCACACGAAGCUGCCUCCUGACUGCUGCCCUCUCCUCGUGUUUGUGAACCCCAAGAGUGGGGGCCUCAAGGGACGAGAACUGCUCUGCAGUUUCCGGAAGCUGCUAAAUCCACACCAGGUCUUUGAGCUGACCAACGGGGGCCCUCUUCCUGGGUUCCACCUUUUCUCCCAGGUGCCCUGUUUUCGGGUACUGGUGUGUGGUGGAGAUGGCACCGUGGGCUGGGUGCUCGCUGCCCUGGAGGAGACAAGGCGCCAUCUGGCCUGCCCAGAGCCACCUGUGGCCAUCCUGCCCCUGGGUACAGGGAAUGACCUUGGCCGGGUCCUCCGCUGGGGGGCAGGCUAUAGUGGUGAGGACCCAUUUUCUGUGCUGGUGUCUGUGGAUGAGGCUGAUGCUGUGCUCAUGGAUCGCUGGACAAUCCUGCUAGAUGCUCAUGAGACUGACAAUGCAGAGAACAGUGUGGCAGACACGGAGCCCCCCAAGAUUGUUCAGAUGAGUAACUACUGUGGCAUUGGUAUCGAUGCGGAACUCAGCCUAGACUUCCACCAGGCACGUGAAGAGGAGCCUGGCAAAUUCACAAGCAGGUUCCACAACAAGGGCGUGUAUGUGCGGGUCGGGCUGCAGAAGAUCAGCCACUCUAGAAGCCUGCACAAGGAGAUCCGGUUACAGGUGGAGCAGCAGGAAGUGGAGCUUCCCAGCAUUGAGGGCCUCAUCUUCAUCAACAUCCCCAGCUGGGGGUCAGGGGCUGACCUGUGGGGCUCUGACAACGACUCAAGGUUUGAGAAGCCACGUAUAGACGACGGGCUGUUGGAGGUGGUGGGUGUGACAGGUGUCGUGCACAUGGGCCAGGUACAAGGUGGGCUGCGCUCUGGAAUCCGAAUUGCUCAGGGCUCCUAUUUCCGAGUCACACUCCUCAAGGCUACUCCAGUGCAGGUGGAUGGUGAACCCUGGGUUCAGGCCCCAGGGCACAUGAUCAUCUCUGCUACUGCCCCUAAAGUUCACAUGCUGAGGAAGGCCAAGCAGAAGCCCAGGAAGGCUGGCGCCAUCAGGGAUACCAAAGGGGACACUCUGCCUGCUUCUGAGGGCAAUCCUUAAUAGAGGAGUCAAGAUGAAGGGUCUCAACCACCCAGCCUUUAUGUCUUUGGUUCUGUUCCAAGUCACACAUUGGCUGGCCAACAGAUGGACUUAGCUAUAGCACUGACCAUAGCAUCUUUAUGGGUAUUGGGAUGUUUCCAUCCCUCAUUCUCAUCCAAUGUCACGUGCAAAUUUAGGAAUGGGUAAAGUAACGGCCUUUGCUCACUCUGCCAUAGUACCAAUCUAUAUGACAUGGACAUGAGGCUCUGGCUAGCCUGUCUUCUGCACAAGACAGGUCUUUAUAGGCUAAGUGGAGCUGGUCCUAUUAGUCACACUCCUUCCUUGGAAAUCUCUUGGAACACCUUGGGCACAACACUUCUGGAUGCAGGCCAUCCAGGUGGGCCCUCUGAUCUCAUUUUGUCUUCUUGCAAAGCAGCUAACCCUGCUGGGCCCUGGCCUAGCAAAAACAGAAUGCUGCCUGUUCCUCUUGCACCCACACUGGAUGGGUAUGGCAUCCUCAAGUCCCCUGGGCUCAUCACCAGAUAGCAGUUUGAGCUGAAAACAUUAGUUCCAAGGUUUAAUCUAGCUUGUGGCCCUGAGCUGACAGAGCUAUAUACCUCUUUGUCUACUCUGAAGCUAGGUAAAUUUAGGUGUUGCCCACGUUAUCAAAGCUGGAAUGUGUGCCAGGCCCUGGGUGGGCACCUAGUGCCUGGAAGGGAUCAGUGCAGGGCCAGGUGGGGCCCAACUGAGGAGUGUGUAGAUACAUCCGCUCUUGUGGAGUGGCUAGAGCUUCUGUAGACUCGACUUAUAGCACUUUAUAUACAUGCUGUUUGCCAGGCUGUAGCCCUUCCUUGUACAUGUAGAACUUCUACUCUGGCUCCUACACAAAUGGAGGCAGCUCUGGUGGCCAGGCCUUACUGGGGGCAUCGGGUUCACAGAAUGAGACAAAGCUGUCUCUUCCAUGCACCGAAGAAUUCACUGUCACACUUCAGAAGAAUGUGUCAAAAAACGAGCCGUCUAGCUAAGCCUGGUGGUACAUGCCUGCAUAUUUCUUGGGGGCUAAAGCAAGAAAAUAGCAGGUUAAAGGCAUCACUGGGCAAUAGAGCUAAGGCCCCUUGCAAACAGUGAAAACAAGGUCCAACCCCAGCCCUUGAUGGGAGAGGACCUAGGUGAGAGGUCUCCCAUGUUCAUCUCCAAAAAAGUCAACAGGUCUAGAUCUUUAUCGUGUUUAUCAUCAGUGGGCCUGUGACCACCCAGGGAACCUACCUGCCUAGCAGCUUCGUGGGACCACUGUGGAACUCCUCACCUGCUUUUGCCAAAACUGCACACAGGUGCAUCCGACACCCAUGUUCUCAGUGUACGUGUUCCUCAUGUUUACAUCAUUUCAAUGUCCAAAAGAAAUUCUUUGUGGUAUAGUUUUUCACUUUUAUUUCAGUCUGUAGGAAUUGUUUGUAAAUUAUGGUCAGUGUAGCUUGUCCUCUGUAUUUAAGUGAGACUGUCCUUUUGUGGAAUGUGUCCUGUGCAUUGGUCCUAUCUCUGUGUGUAAUUUAUCACUACCUGAAUGUGAUGUAAUUUAUAUCUGGGCCAAAUACAGCGUGGGCUUUGCCGUCA